This is a messenger RNA of Orbicella faveolata, 3357 nucleotides long. RefSeq lists its product as uncharacterized. Gene Ontology annotation, cellular component: nucleus; cytoplasm. The record is from RefSeq and is a predicted model, not a curated record. Gene Ontology annotation, biological process: ubiquitin-dependent protein catabolic process; protein polyubiquitination. NCBI's taxonomy places the organism in Eukaryota, Metazoa, Cnidaria, Anthozoa, Scleractinia, Merulinidae. Gene Ontology annotation, molecular function: protein binding; ubiquitin protein ligase activity.
UCUGGUAUUAAAAUCGUUUAACCCAGAGUAGGCUCAAGUAGAGUAGAGCAGAGCAGAGGAGGGAGCAGGAGGGUAGGGUAGGGAUGGGGACCCUAAGGUAGGGUAGACUAGGUUUGGGUAGGGUAGAGUAGAGUAGAGUAGAGUAAAGAAGGUAGAGCGGAGCGGAGCAGAAAAGAUUGCUUGUUCAGUAUCGCAAUGUAACUUUUUUCCAAAGACACAAAGAUGAAAAUGAAUAGCCUAAGUAUAUCCAAAAAGUCCCCUGAUGAGGUCUCCGUGCUCUUCGAUCGGUGCUACGGUAUCUAUGCCACUUUAUAUCAAGUCCCCUGACGUAGCAGUAUGGUGGCCUGGUGGGGAAAGUGAUGACAGAUACAAACGACAUACGUCUCAUAUUCUGCUGUGAUAACUCUCAUCCCGUUUGCGGAAAAAGGCCUGCAGUACUAAUGGAUUUUUGUUUUUCAAUAAACAAAACUAGCCAUGUUUAUGCUCAUAUUGUGCUUGCAGUUGGUCAACAACCCAUAUCCCUUUUUAAAGAAUCAUUAAAAACCACCCCGAAUGAAGUGAAGCGCACACUAAAAGACGCGUGAAUUACGCCCAGACCACUGAACCUAUUGCUCGCACUGAGAGAGAAAGGAAAUGUUAGUUUUAAUGGCAUUUCCUAGAGGAGAAAAGAGGCAGAAACAGCCAUAUACAUCGUGAAAAGGCCAUUUUAAUAAAUUUGAUUCAUUUUGCGACGGUAGCGUUGCCUGCGCUUUGGAAAAUACCCGUGGACAGAUCGUGUAUUCCUAAACGACGUACAGUUUCGCAGCUGUGGAACCGUUUGCUACUGGGCACGAGCAAGUUUACCAAGGAAAAAAAGCGCGGGUUCUUUUCCCUCAAUAUUGUUUUGUUUUCGUUGGAGAAUGUCACAGUUCUUUUGAGUGACUCAAACGUAGUAUAAAGAACGUAUUUUUCGACAGAAUUAUCAGUUACUUUGACUUGGAGAAAACGCGGUCGACAAUGUGGUCCUUCUCAUUCUCGGCCAUGUUGUCAUGUUGAACCAUGUGACAUUUGUGACAUUUUCAAGGAUAACAGUUUUUACACCAGCUGAAGAUGGGAGCAUCGAGCGAUGACCAAGAUGAACUGCCGCUGAGUUUGUCAACGAAAAAACGUCGCUGCCUGAAAAGAUCACGCUUAUCUUCCGACUCUGAUGAUGAUAAAAGAAAGACCAGAUCAUCGAGGAAACAACUGAACAACUCAAGCAAGGAAAGUGAUGACAAUGAAGGCUGUGGAAGUGAACAGUUGAACCCAACGCCCUCACAGACCCCUCGCAGCUCAGAACGGUUGCGAAGGAAAUCUUUGCAAUCAUUCUCUUUGCCAAGCAGGGAAAAAGUACUAGACGCCAUAACACCCAAAGGCAAAACCCUUUGUAGUCAGCAGAAAGUAAAGACGUUAAAAAGAAAACUGGUCAACAACUUUCUGAGAGAGCGUUCUUCAUAUGUCAGCCGUGGAGAGGGUCGUUAUGACUCAGAUGAUAGUGGAAUGUCUGAUUUCAUAAACGAUGAUUCAGAGGAGGAUGAAGAAGAUGAUACAGACUCCAGUGCGGAGAUUAACCAGAGUUGUGACAGCAACAAGAAAGACUCGGGAGUAUGCAGUGUAGAAGUCAAUAAAAAGAGACACAAGGAAAGAGCAGUGCUUAGCUCAGAAGAAGAAAAUCAAAAAUCUCGUGGAAGUGACAAUGAUAAUGUGCUUUUGUCAGAACUGGUGGAUGAAAAAAGAGCAAGAAAGAAAGUGACUCCAACUGCUGCUGAUCCAAAUUACAGUGAGUCAGAGGAGGAGUUUACUCCAAAACUCAAAACAGCGAACAAAAGAAGGAAAAUCAUUGAGUGUAGUGACUCAGAUGAAGAAAGUCAAUCUGCAAAACAGGAAAGGAAACUGAAAGAUGUUAAUGAUGAGAGGAAAAACUCUGACAGUGAUGAUGAACUGUCAAAGAAUUCUCCAGCUAAAUCUGCCUCUUUGAGGCCACGCUCAAGGCGUCUGCAACACCUUUCACAGAAACAUGAAGACAAACAUCGCAAAACAUUUGACUCUUUAUUAAAGAAAAGACAAACAGCAAAACUGGAUCCAAAAGAGAGACAUGCAAAGAAACAAUUGUCAAGAGAUAGUGAUGAAUCUGAAAGCAGUGAUGCAUCUAGGUUAGAGGAAGAGCUGGAUCCUCUAAAAGAGGCUGAUGCAUGCUUUGAAAUGCACAGCAGUGAACUUGAGGAAGAUGAUGAUGAUAGAGACUUCAUAGUCAAAGAUGGAGAGACUUCUGAUGAAGGAAUGAAUUCUGAUGGUGCAUCACAGUUUCUUAAGCUUCUAGACACGUUUACAGGCAAGCAACAGGAUGAAGAAGUUGCAUGUAAUGAAAUGAAAGAUGUUCCUUAUGGCAGUGAGGACACUCAUUUCAGAAGGCGAAGAAAAAGAAGGAAAAGGAAAAAGGAGAGGAAAGCAUCAAAAUGGAGGCGCAUCAAGAUGGAGGAUGACAGUGACGAUACUGAUGCCAAUGAUACAGCAGUCAGCGACGUGUGUAAUAGAUAUCCACCUCUUCAUGCUGCUGUUCUUGAAAAUGAUGUGCCUUUGGUGAGUAAGCUGAUAAAAAAAGAUCCCGAUUGCGUUUAUGAAAUUGGGUACAGAAAGAGAACGGCCUUACAUUUGGCAGCAUUAGAAGGCAAAGUGGAACUAGUGAAACUUCUUCUUUACCAUGGUGCCGAUCGAACUGCUGUGGAUUGCUAUCAUCUUUCAGCCAUUGCUUAUGCUCUGGAUGGACAUCCAGAAUGUGUUCAGCUGUUACUUGAUCACACAAACAUUAAGAAUAUUAAUAAGAGUAUGACAAACAAUCUGCAAGAAAUGAACUUGUUACACUUUGCUAUUGGGGAAACAAGAGAUGGCUUGAAUUGCCAUGACCGAGCAAGAUGCCUGGAACUUCUGUUUAGUAGAGACAAGAAGACCUCUACAAAGCUUCUAAGACAAAGUGAUGUUAGGAAAUUUUUCCCUUUGGCUGCAGCUGUAUUUGCCGGACAACAUGAGUGUGUCCAAGUCUUGCUUAGGAUGGGUGCAGAUGCUACGGCUUGUAAGACAGAUGAUGGAGGAAAUAUCCUGCAUUUUGCUGUAGAAUGUGCAUCUCAUUUUAAAGGAACAUGGCCAGCAACCAAGGACACUUCACAGUGCCUGAGAGAACUUCUAAAGAAAACAAAACUUCUGAUUGACCAGCCUGAUGACAAUGGUAUGGUUAUGAAAACUAUUACUUAUACAUGUUCAUGGACAUGUAUGUUAUUUUUAUAUGCAUUUUGUGUGGACAUUCCCAAUUUCCCUGUAAAUGUAUUUGCCUAUACCAUAUGA